This is a messenger RNA of Parathielavia appendiculata, 1035 nucleotides long. RefSeq lists its product as uncharacterized. The transcript has a single exon. Lineage: Eukaryota; Fungi; Ascomycota; Sordariomycetes; Sordariales; Chaetomiaceae. The record is from RefSeq and is a predicted model, not a curated record. Bases 1 to 1035 code for a protein of 344 amino acids.
AUGCCACCACAGCUAUUACCAGCCUCGGCUGCCGCCUUUGCUCCCCGCGCAUCCUCGGUCAACGUCGUGCUGGGUUCCAAGGUCGAGCCAUGGCUGACGCAGACGCUCAAGCGCAUAAACAAGAUCAAGCGCCCGCUCAACAGCGUACCGCAACACCAGAGAUGCCUGACCGAGACGCUGUCGUCACCAAACGCCAUUUGGACCCUGGCGUCUUUGCUGCUGCCAAAGGCGCCCGAGUCGGAGCUGAGGAAGGACUCGGAUCCGCUGGUGGAGGCCCUCUUCAACUACCAGAUGAUCCACCUCGAGGCCUACAUCGUCCACGUCGACAUGGUGCUGAGGAACGAAGUCGCCUACAAGCUCACGCCUGAGACCAUCGAGACGCUCAUCGAGUACCACAAGGACAUCUACUGCGUCGAUGCGAAAGCCAACACGUACGACUGGUCCGAGAAGGAGCAACAGUGCAAGAAGCUGCACGAGGAUUUCGUCCAGGCCGUCAACAAGUUUGUCUUCAGGACCCAUGUGUCAGCGCUUGAGGGGCUCGAGGAAGAUGGUGCCGGGGAGUUGCUCGGAGGGAAAAGUGAGGAGGUCAAGAACGGCAUCAUGGGUCUGAUCAAGCCCUUGCUACCGCCCCCGCCCAGGAUUGUCGACGUCGUCCGCCAGCCGCCACUCCUGCCCAAUUCACCCGCCGGCGCCGCUAUCUGGUCUCAGGCCCCGCCACCGGUGACCAUGCCCGGCCCAGUUGAGUCGUGGAAGAUCCUCCCCUCAAGCCCGAGCGUAGCGUCGACCUCGGCCGACUCAAAUGCGUCCAUCUGGGCGACGAUUGGAAUGAGCGAGGUCCAGCUGCCUUCGCCGCCACCUGCCUUCAGCCAACCUUACUCGACUGCAGGGCUGUACUACAGCUCACCUGUGGUGACGGCGCCUAUCCCGCAACUUCCGCUGCCGAGCAUGCUUGCGCCGCAAUGCGGUAUCAGUGUGGGAUAUAACUCGUUUGGAGGUUGGGACACGCGGUUCCAGGAGUAUGCGACCACCAUGUGA